CGCCGCACGUGCUCGAUUUUUCACACAUCCAUAUAUUUCGGAGCACCGAGCCUUCCCUGUUUCGUUUCCCUCGAAAACACUAACUGUUUUUCUUUCUUUCCCGACAUUAAUACAUUGCAAACGCGGGUAUACAAGUGUACAACCAAAAGAAUAACACAUAAUGAAUCGCGUCGAUCGACCGCGCGCCUUUUACACAAAUAGUAUGUGCAAAAACGGCAGUGCAGCGCAUUGGAACGGUCAACGGACGGACGAACGGCAAUAAUAACAACGAUAUAUAUGAAACGUGCUCGGUGCGCGAGAGUGAGUUUGAUCCAGGAGCCACGAGCCUACAAAUAUAUAAUACUAUAUACAUUGUACGUAAAACAUAUAAUAUAUGCAAAUACAGUUUCGGAGUAGUCGAAUGCAGGGAAAAUAGAGGGAAAGGCGGACCCAUAUACCCGUGCGGUGGAUCGUGGACUGUCCACUAAUACACCCCCCGGUGCGGUAGCAGGGCCCAAGGAGAGUGUAACGUAUAUACUUGUAGGUGAAGGAAGGGCCCCCUGGUUAGGAGGUCCUUCGCCGGUGGGGUGCAAGACGGGAUCGGCGGUAGCGGUAGCCUUUUGGCGACGCCCGGCCAACUGGUGGCGCGGACUCGUGGCCGCCUCGUUACCCUGGCGCAGGAGCAACGGUUCUUUUCGGGCUCGGGUCGCGGGCUCGUCGUCCAAGGAGAAGAGGAAGAAGAUGCAGCUGCCUCUGCUGUGCGAGCUCGUGAGGUACGACUGCCGCUUCGCUGGUGAUUAUCGGCUAUUCUGACGGUACCGAGAGGCUCUUGAAUGGUGUUGUUUUCCGCGCGUUUAUAAUAUCGAGGGAUCCAAGUGAGAGUGCAGUUUUUCAUGCAGUGCGUACAGUACAACUCGGUGGAUCGACGAGUGACAAAACGCGUGUGGUUCAAAAGCAACGCAAGUGCACUAGUUUUCCUCAAUUGAACGGAUCCGAGUACGAGUUUCCGCGGAAUUGAGGUACAGAGGCUAUAGCCUCCCCGAGCUUCGAGUCGUCGGUGAGCCGCACAUGGCGGGUCGUCAUGCCGAGCCGCGUCCGCCACAGGGCGCGCCGAAGACGAUCCCGCAACCGAUCUCUUGAGCCGCGCAGCCCGCGGAUCGGGUAGAUACACACACCUAGAGAGCCGAGGAGGAUGCUGCCGCGCAAGGAGGGCCAUUACGAGCCGUACGCGCUCGAGGACAUGAUAUCGAGCCUGCAGACCCGGGGCAAUGCUUCGCUCGAGGACCUCAGCGAGGAUCCCGGGGAGUUGCUUAGGCAGCGGGAGCGCGACCUCGUGCUCGCGGCCGAGCUCGGCAAGGCCCUGCUCGAGAGGAACCAGGAGCUAACCAAGCAAAGCGAGGCGCUCGCCGAGAACUACGCGGCCAAGAUCGAGGGUCUGGAGCAGGAGCGUCACUUGUUGCGCCGUAAACUCGAAGAAGCCCGGGGGGAGAGCGAGGCCCGGGCCGUGGAGCUGCAGUCGGACCUCGAGGGCUUGCGCUCCCAAUUGGACGAGCAGAGCGAGCGCGCCCGCAGGGCCGAGCGCGACCAGGCGAACUUGGUCACGGAGCUAACGGCCCAGAACGCCAGGCUGGCCGACCAGUUGCGCGAGGCCGCCAAACAAGAGGAACACCUCCUAGUCGAGCUCAAGCUCACCCGCGAAAAGUGCGCCCACAGGAGCACGACCCUACAGGACCACGUCAGCAGCCUCGAGAUUCUGAAGGAUGAGGUGCAGUUGGUGUCGGCGCAGCGGGUGGAGCUGGAGAGGCGGUCGUUGGAGCUGAGGGAGGAGAGGGCCCGGGCGGUAGCCGCGCUCGAGGAGGCCGAGGAGCGAGCACAGGCCCUCGAACGACUCGGGCACGAGGCCGAGCGGCGCGCCAUCGUCGCCGAGCGCGAAAGGGACGAGCUGGCAGCUGCCCUGGCCGCGAUGGAGACUGCCAGCGGCUCGAGCGGGAGAGGGUCGACGAGGCCGGGGCGCUCGCUCCAGGCGGAGAUGGAGUGCGAGGAGAGCGGCCUCGAGGGUGGCUCGCUCGAGCAGCAGCGGGAGCUGGAGGAGUUCAGGCAGGAGGUCGGCAGGGCGUGCAGGAGGCUCAGGGAGCUGUCUAGUCACCUCAAGCGGGGCGAGGACGACUCGGGGCUGCAGAGCGACUGCGACGAGUCGAUGCUGGUCCUCGGCAACGGCAACGAGACCGAGAACAACUGCCCGGGCGCCCUGUCCGACCUCGUGGAGGAGGUCUUCGGCCUGGCGCUGGCGAACGUCCGCGGCGGUCCGGGCGAGCUGGGCCUCGCCGUCGAGCUCCACCGCGCCAAGGAGGAACUCGAGCAGAUAAAGGACCAGUUGCGCCAGACGCAGGAAGAGCUGAAACGCCGGGGCGAGACCCUACUCGAGACCACGAGCAAGUUCAAGGUCUGCGAGGCCGAGCUGGACGGCGCGCGCGAGGAGAGGGACCGCGCGCGCCACGACAUCGAACACUCGCAGCUGUCCAAGGACGAGGUGCUCGCCCAGGCCAUCAAGACGCGGGAUCAGGCGGUGGCGAGGAAGAACAAGGUCGAGGUCGAGCUGGCGCGCACGAGGAUCGACAUGCUGCAGAUAAACAGCCAGCUGAUGGAGGCGAUACAGCAGAAGAUCGAGCUGAGCGAGCAGCUGGAGCAGUGGCAGAUGGACAUGCAGACGCUGCUCGACGAGCACGUGCGCAGCAAACUCGCCCCCGUCAACCCGCCCUCGACGAACUCCGGGGCUUGCAACGGGGACGAGGUCGUGGCUCCGGCUAGGAAGAAGCGCAUGAGCACCGGCUCCAAAAAGCGCUUCGGUAUUUUCUGAUACUUCAAGUUUUAGACGCGGGUGCCGAUGAGUGUUGGAUGUACGCCCCAUCGUGAUGAGCUUUGGGGAGUUUCCGAUGUGUAUAGACCGCGACACCCACGCUGUGUAUAUAAGGUACAUUUGCCGUACAAUUACAAGCGAGUGCGGUGGAUUUUUCCAUUGGCAUGUUUUGUGAGUACUGCGUUGUAUUAUUCCGUCCAUGGAGCAAAACCGCAAGAAGAAAGUAUAUAUACAUAUUAUCGUAUACGUAAAGUUUCCGUUUUUGGAGAAUGUAUUCGCGAGUGGGGACAAUAUUACGUUCGUUGUUACCGAUUCGUAGAAAAUUGUACUUAUAUCUCUCUCGUACGGUCUAAUACUGCAAAUGGCACAAAUAGUGUGUUUGUGUGUGAUACAUGGGAGUAGUGCCUUCUGGAUUUGAUGACUUUUUUCGGGAUGUUGAACUUUAGUUGUUGAACCUUACCGAGACGAAUUGUGUAUAGUAGGUACUUGAAUAAUUCUUAAAAUUUUUAAGUGUAUUUAUUUAAGAUUCUAAUUUUACAAUAAUAAAACUUGAAUUUAAAACAACA
Messenger RNA from Copidosoma floridanum, 3402 nucleotides. Its product is annotated as bicaudal D-related protein homolog. NCBI's taxonomy places the organism in Eukaryota, Metazoa, Arthropoda, Insecta, Hymenoptera, Encyrtidae. The record is from RefSeq and is a predicted model, not a curated record.